Messenger RNA from Aspergillus oryzae RIB40, 627 nucleotides. RefSeq lists its product as uncharacterized. Lineage: Eukaryota; Fungi; Ascomycota; Eurotiomycetes; Eurotiales; Aspergillaceae. Gene Ontology annotation, cellular component: membrane. The transcript has 2 exons. Gene Ontology annotation, molecular function: ATP hydrolysis activity; ATPase-coupled transmembrane transporter activity; ATP binding. Bases 1 to 627 code for a protein of 208 amino acids. The record is from RefSeq and is a predicted model, not a curated record. Gene Ontology annotation, biological process: transmembrane transport.
AUGGUUACUCACCCUGCAAACAUGGUCAUGACCAUAGUUCCUCGUGCCAUUGCAUCGCUGGCAAAUUCUGAAAGAAUUACGAAUUACUUAAUACAUGGUACAAUUGAAGACUGUCGAUUAGAUAUACGGCAGGCUCAGGUUGGCUCGGGCAUUACAGAAACUCAUAAGCGGGCAGCUGUCUUACUAGCCGAUGUGAGCAUUCAAUCUUCACAUACAAGUAAGCCAAUAUUGAAACAGCUUAACUGUAAGGUCAACAAGGGGUCCAUUGUCAUGUGCGCAGGCCCCGUUGGAUCAGGGAAAACAACUUUAGCUCGGGCGCUACUCGGGGAAAUAUCUCCCUCUAGUGGUGUGAUUUAUACGUCCUCUAAGCGCAUAGGGGUAUGUGCCCAGGAGCCAUGGCUCCCAAGUGGCAGUAUCAAGGAGGUUAUAUGUGGUGGUCUUCAGGUUGACGAAACCUGGUACGAGCAGGUUUUACUUGCUUCUGAGCUGGUGAAAGACCUAGACACCCUCUCAGAUGGCGACGGUACCGAGAUCCGGUUUCCUGGUCUCAACUUGUCUGGCGGCCAGCGACAACGUGUGGGUAUUACCUCAAUGCGAUGGGUGUUCGGAAUGGCCUUUUCAUGUUAA